This is a messenger RNA of Penicillium expansum, 795 nucleotides long. RefSeq lists its product as uncharacterized. The transcript has 2 exons. The record is from RefSeq and is a predicted model, not a curated record. NCBI's taxonomy places the organism in Eukaryota, Fungi, Ascomycota, Eurotiomycetes, Eurotiales, Aspergillaceae. The coding region runs from base 1 to 795 and encodes 264 amino acids.
AUGGGUCAGCGGAAUAAAGUCUUAGAGACUGAUACUCCUACUGCAAAAUUCCUCUACACAAUCAUCAAGCAAUUGGACCUAAAAUCGGUCGAUUGGAACCGGGUAGCCUCCGAUGUUGAAGUCUCCAAUGGUCAUGCCGCUCGUAUGCGGUAUUCCCGCUUCCGACAACAGAUGGAAGGGACCACAGGGGCAAACAAACCAAAGCGAAAGAGCAAGAAGGCAAAGACCAUUGAACCUCCUGUUGAGAUGCAAGGCAUAUUCCCAAUGGCUCCGCCACUCGUGAUGCCCACCAUGGAGCCAAUUGACUCUUCUCUUCCGGGAAAUCCCUUUAUAAAGUGCGAGCCGGGCACUGAAGGCAACACACACUUACAGAGCCUUAUACAUCAUUCUCCGCAGUUCAUUUCGGAGACGAGUACCGAAGGACAGUAUUACUUCCCUCAGGAUUUUGCCUCGAUGCAGUUUCAGGUGGCAUCCAGCAUACCAUCUGGCAUACCAUCACCCAGUCCAACAUCAUCGUCCUUCAUGAAUCCAUACCAGUUCCCAAGCCCCCCAACCGGUUACCCUUACUCAUCACCCAGCACUCAAUCUGGCUUUGAAAUGCGGGAGUUUGGCCAAUUGCAACCUUUCAGCAAUUAUGCCCCAAUAAUUAGCUGGGAACCACGCCCCCCUUCUCACCAAGAAGGUCCAACUGUCAAAGUCGAAGAAGGACAGCAGAGUGAGGAGGGAAUACAGAGCACAGGGAACCAAGAAGUUCAGGAAGAUCAGCAUGUUGUCGUCAAAAUGGAACAGAUUUAA